CCAGCAGGGAGGGAGUGCUGAGGAAGCAAAUGUAGCGAGGGUCUGGUCAAUGCCUUGCUCUAGCACCGGAAGAAGGGAAUCGCAAUCGAUUCGCUAUCGAUUCAGCUCUCGGUCAGUAGCUUGAUCUGGGAAUGGCGGCAGGGUUGGAGACUGAGAGGCAGGGCGAGGCAUACCUCUUACAUCUCUUUAGUUUGACAAGAAAAAGAAAGAAGAAAAAUAGAAGGCGGAAGAAGAAAAGAAGUAGCAGUGGGGAAAGGGAUCAAUAAAUUAAAUGGAUAUUAAUUAGGGGCAGGUGGGUGGUUGAUUUGAUUUUUAAUUUUUUCAAUUGCAGGGGAAAUGUGGGUGGAAGUAGAGAAAAUUUUUUGGUGGUGGGGUAUGGUCAAAUUUUGGGUGGGGAAAUGUCGUUUGGGGGACUGAAAAAAAAAAGUUUGAAAUUUUCGUUGGGGGAGAGGGAAUUUCAAGUUUUGGGCGGGCUGAAAAUUGGGGUCUAAAAAUUGGAAGGUAUUGAAAAGUGGACAGUUAAAAAUUGGGUGGGACUAAAAUUUGGGUGGGGGAAAGUCGGUCGGGCCGAUUGUUUUAAGUCUAACACGAGGUUUCAGUCUAAUACAAGCAAAUAUGACGAACAUGUCUUUUGUCAAAAACGAAACCACUAUAUUAUGACGAAAAUGUCUUUUGUGAAAUCCAAAAAUCACUAUAUUAUGACGAACAUGCCCUUUUGUCAGCUCGCUGUGGGAUUAUUGCUAUCUAUUGUGACAAAAUACUGUCAUUUAAACAAUUCAGGAAGGCAUAAUAUGACAAAAGCUACUAUGACGAUAUAAUUUGUCACUUUUGUGUCUCUUACAUCCCGAUAUGGGAUGCCUAUUUUGACAACUUAAUUGUGACACAGAAUAUUUGUCACAUUACUCACUUUAAAUGACGAACUAUUUUGACAAGAAGAAACUUCUCACUAUUGAGUAUCUUACAUCCCGAUAUGGGACGCCUAUUUUGACAAAAUUAAUUGCGACACUAAAUAUUUGUCACAUUACUCACGUUAAAUGACAACUUAUUCUGAUAAAAUUCUAUUUGUCACAUUAAGCAUACCAAAUAGGACAUAUAUUAUUUUUUUCAUAUCACAGUACUUAUUGUGACCAACAGAAAAUGACAAUAAAUUUUUUGUCCUAAUAGGCAGAAUUUGUUGUAGUGUAUAAAAGGAAGAUUAAUCUGUGAUAACAUUCUCAUGGCCUCUGAGUUAGUCAAAGACUAUAAUAAAACAUCUAUUGCUCCUAGACGUGUAGUCAAGAUUGACUUGAUGAAGGCGUUAGAUUCAGUUAAUUGGUCUUUCCUAUUUACUAUUAUGACUGCUAAGGGUAUUCCAGAUUGGUUUGUUCAAAGGGUUAGGGUGUGUGUGUCUUCUCCAAUGUUCAGUGUUUGUUUGAAUGGGGGGCUGUGUGGUUAUUUCCUAGGGGAGAAAGGCCUUAGAUAGGGUGAUCCUCUUUCACCAUACUUGUUUGUCAUAUCCAUGGAGGUCUUCUCUUGAUUAUUGGCUAAGGCAAAUUCAGUGGGGACUAUUCCAUAUCACCCCCGUUGCAAAAGUCUGGAUAUCUCUCAUUUAAUAUUUGCAGAUGACCUUCUUGUGUUUUCUGAUGGCUCAUUUGAGGCAGUUGAGGGGAUCAAGUGUUUGCUAGGGGAUUUCUAUUCUCUCUCGGGGUUGAAAUGUAAUGCAGAUAAGAGCCAGGUCUUCUUUUGGGGGAAUUCCAGCAGAGGAACAUAAGAUAAUUGCAGGUUCCACAGGAUUCCCACUUGGUACAUUCCCAGUUAGGUACUUGGGAAUGCCACUUAUGUCUGGAAAAUUGUCUAAGACUGAUUGCCAGGUAUUAGUGGAGAAGAUCACAACAAGGAUACGUGGAUGGAACUCCAAAUCCCUAAGCUAUGAUGGUCGUAUUCAACUAAUCUCUUCUGUUAUCUCAAGUGUUCUUCAGUAUUGGAUGAGUGUGUUCCUUCUUCCUCAGAGUGUGUUGAAGGGCUUUGAGGCUAUCUGUAACAUGUUUUUAUGGGGUGUGGUUAAUAAUGGUACACGAGCUAAGGCUUUGGUAGCAUGGGAAUAUGUUGUUGCACUAAAGGCAGAGAGGGUGGUCUUGGAGUGAAGGAUUUCAGAGUUUGGAAUCGUGCCUGUGUUAUAAGACACAUAUGGGAUAUCUUUGCUGGCAGUGGCUCUCUUUAGGUUGCCUGGAUCAGGAAGUAUAGACUCAGGUCCAAGUCUAUUUGGGAGGUUUCUCCCAACCUCUAUUGGUUUGUGGGUCUGGAAAUGCAUACUGAAGGCAAGGGAAGAAGCUCAAUAGUUUAUCACGGGUGCUGAUGUGACUCUGCGCUGGUUAGGACAGCCUAUGCCUAGGUUCUCUGUGAAGAAGGUUUGGCUUUCUAUCCGUGCUUCUAAACAUGAAGUUCCAUAGUCUAAGCUGAUUUGGGGUAAGUUUUUUAUUCCUAAACAUGGCUUGAUCUUAUGGCUCAUUAUGUUGGAUAGGCUCUACAUUCGUGAUAAACUUGCAGUAUGGGGGAAGACAGAAGACAUUGCAUGCAUACUCUGUCCAGGAGGGGUUGAAUCUCGAGAUCACCUAUUCACUUCUUGCUCAUAUACUGCCUAUGUUUUGCAGCAAAGUUUGAUUGACUUCCUUCCUCCUCUGUAUUCAAUACUUGGCAUGAUUCUAUGUUAUGGGCUGUAAGGUUCUGGGAUGGUUCUACUGUCAAACGAAAGCUUGGUAAGCUAGUAUGGAGUAUGAUGAUGUUAUAUAUGGAGAGAGAGAUGUCGAAGAUGUUAUGGCACUGGUUUGCAGCAUCCUUCCCAGUUAGUGACCCGGAUUCGAUCGGAGGCUGGUUUUUUUUUAUUUUUAUUAAUAGUAGGAUAGAUACGCAAAAUCUUUUGCCUAGUUUCCAAUAGUAUAGAAACUGUUUCUUUUGCAAGUUUUUAUCAGUUGAUGGUUUGUAAUCAGUAUACAUUGUAUCUUUGAGAGGAUCAUUAGUUACAAGGGUCCUAGCACUUAAUGCAUUUCUGAUUAACCAUAAAAAAAACAUUUUAAAAUU
This is a messenger RNA of Linum trigynum, 3057 nucleotides long. The record is from the annotation of a GenBank genome assembly. Lineage: Eukaryota; Viridiplantae; Streptophyta; Magnoliopsida; Malpighiales; Linaceae.